Molecule: messenger RNA, 588 nt
Organism: Piliocolobus tephrosceles (Ugandan red Colobus)
Lineage: Eukaryota; Metazoa; Chordata; Mammalia; Primates; Cercopithecidae
Product: coiled-coil domain-containing protein 162-like
Exons: 6
Coding region: 1-588 (195 amino acids)
Source: RefSeq, a predicted model, not a curated record
AUGUUCAAAACUCUGCCAGAAAAGGCAGCUUUUAAAGCCUUAAAGCGAACUCUACAGCUGAUAGCUCCUCUGCAUGAUAUCGUGGCCUACCUUGUCAGUUUUGCUAAGCUUGGCAAUUGUGCAGCAUGUUUUGAAUUUCCUCUAAGUCCCAACCCUUUGAGAGGAGACUGGGGAGGAACUGAGGGCAUUGGGUCUGAGCUUCAAGAGCUGCAGAACAUGAUUGACAGCCUCCAGAGCCCCCAAGACCCUACCCGGGUGGCCCAGGCACUUCUCCUCCGAAGGGAGGUUAUGUUUUUGCAGUUUGACGCUGCAGUGAGGCAUCUCAUCCGCAGAACGUUUUUGGCAGCUGGACAUAUUCCUGCCUACCAGUCUGUCACAGAUGGCAUGUGCCAUGGGCUACCAACACUGAGCAACUGUCUCAGGAAGAGCAUUUUUGCCUCGCAGCUCAGCCUGCCCCAGCCACUGGAUCCACGGAGCCUCCAGGCAUUUGAGCUGUUUCCUUGGAGAGCAUUUCUGGAAGAUGGAGGACUAUUCCCAGUUAUAAGUAGCAGCCCAGAUACGCUAGAAUAUAAUAUGCAGGUAGGAUAG